GCCCACUCCGGGCCCUGGGCCAUGAGGCCUGCAGGCCGCACUCAGCUCAGCGCUAAAUCAAUUACACCGAGAGGAGCAGAGCAGCGGGGGGCGGAGCCACACAGAGGGCCCCUCGAUUUUGCUCGUAAAAUAAAGCGGCCAGAGCCGGUUUAAACGUGAAUGUGCGGGGACACACGAGAAAAAUACUGAAGAAAGAAAAGUACAGGGCCUGCAGAGCCUCCCUGUCCCUGAGCCCAAGACCGAGGCGACAAAAUAAUGUCACGUGACAAAAAUGGGCUGUCCUCUGACGGGGCUGAAAAAAGCCAUUUUCUGGCGCUGCUGCAAAAUCCAGAGAAGUCCCAAUAAUUCAGCAGGAUCGUGAGUGGAGCAGAGGCGGACUUUGAUGUGUAAUCAGACCAGUCCAGAUGGAGAAAAUGCAGCCCAGCCGGAUUAAAAUCACGGAGCUCAACCCACACCUCACAUGUCCACUGUGCGCUGGCUACUUAGUUGAUGCCACCACCAUUGUAGAGUGCCUGCACUCCUUUUGUAAAACAUGUAUCGUUGCCUUUUUGGAGACAAAUAAGUUCUGUCCUCGAUGUGACGUUCAGGUUCAUAAGACGUGUCCACAGCUCAGCAUCAGAGCUGACAAAACCCUACAAGAUAUUGUAUAUAAGCUUGUCCCAGGGCUAUUCAAAGAUGAGAUGAAGAGGCGACGGGACUUUUAUGCAGAAAACCGUGAGCUGGAGCCUGGGGAAGUAGUGGAGACAUUUAACAUCGCAGAGGAUGAAAUCAUCAGUCUUUCCAUACAGUUCUACGAGAGGAACAAAAAUAAGGACAAACAGCAUUCAGAAGUGGACAAUGAUAAGUCCAAUGGUAAACGGUUUCUGCAGUGCCCUGCUGCCAUGUCUGUCAUGCACUUAGCGAAGUUCCUCAGAAGCAAGAUGGACAUACCCAGCAACUAUCGGGUGGAGGUGUUGUAUGGAGAUGAACCCUUGAAGGACUACUACACACUAAUGGAUAUUGCUUACUUUUAUGAGUGGAGAAGAACUGGGCCCAUUCCACUGCAGUAUUUGGUCAAACCCAACCGGAAGCGCAGGAGGCCGUCCCAGUCUGUCGCAGCAGGUAACUCGGACGGGAUCAACACGAGCCCAGCAUCCGAAAGUGACUCCCACAGCGACAAAGCUCUCCACAGUCCCCCAUCUGGUACCCCAUCAACACCCAGAGGCACCUCACAACAGUCUGGAUCUUCACCCAAAAACCAGCCACCCUCUUCACAAACCUCCUCCAACUGUAAUACCACUGUGCCCGCCUCUCAGCGACACUCUCAAGCCUCAAAACAAGGGGGCAGUAGCGCACGAAAGGUGACUGUCAAUGGCACGAGUAGCGGAAAUGGCAAAGAAGAAAGCAGGGGAGGUGAAAAGAGUGGGGCUAUGACUUAACCCCUUUAUAUUCUCAAAGGGAGGACAAUUUUCAAUUGCAUCCUUUUUUUUUCUUUUAAACAGCAAAAUGUCCAGAAUUUGAAGGACAAAUCUGUGGCAGAAUCUUCCAUCUGCUGACAAUGACUGGUUCUUUGGCCAAAUAGACACUUGUAUGUGUGUGUUUCUGUGUGUUAGACUAGACCCGUGCACACAUACAAACUGUAUAGUAUGUAACAAAUGUGAGCAUGUGUGCAUAAUAUGUAUAAACUUAUCUUUUAUACAAGAUAUUGUAAUUGUUUUGUAUUGUAUAUGCAGUGUGUCUGUCCCAUUUCCAUAGGUUUCAUCUAUUUGGCUUUGGUAAAACAUGAGUCAAAAGCUAUUGGAUGUACAUGAAGAGCUAAGAUAUUUGCCUUUAAACUUCCAUGUUAAUAACUGCUGUAUAAGUGUCUGGUAUAGUCUUCAUUUGUUCUUAACUGACAAUGCACUUUCAUAACACAACCAACAACUAUUUUCAAGCCAGAGAAGGCAUUUAUCCUUUAACAAAUGUUUUAAGCACUACCACUGUUUUAUGUCUGUUAGAAAAUUGUGAAUUGCAUUUUACGGCAGCCCACCACCUCAAAAGGGAUAUGAAUUUUGGCUGUGUACGUUUGUUGUAGCUCCUCAAAUUUCAACAUUCCAUGCAUUUUCUUUACAUCAGACAUGGGGGCAUUUGGAUUGGCCGUACAUGCAUGUUUUAGGUCAAUAAAAAUGUUAACUUAAUAGUU
This is a messenger RNA of Periophthalmus magnuspinnatus, 2161 nucleotides long. RefSeq names its product polycomb complex protein BMI-1-A-like. Gene Ontology annotation, cellular component: PRC1 complex. The transcript is spliced from 9 exons. Bases 405 to 1418 code for a protein of 337 amino acids. NCBI's taxonomy places the organism in Eukaryota, Metazoa, Chordata, Actinopteri, Gobiiformes, Gobiidae. The record is from RefSeq and is a predicted model, not a curated record. Gene Ontology annotation, molecular function: metal ion binding; promoter-specific chromatin binding. Gene Ontology annotation, biological process: negative regulation of transcription by RNA polymerase II.